Molecule: messenger RNA, 1507 nt
Organism: Hypoxylon trugodes
Lineage: Eukaryota; Fungi; Ascomycota; Sordariomycetes; Xylariales; Hypoxylaceae
Exons: 2
Coding region: 224-835 (203 amino acids)
Molecular function (GO): gamma-glutamylcyclotransferase activity
Source: RefSeq, a predicted model, not a curated record
CUUCAAUGUUAUUUAUCUGACUCAUACGUCAUGUGUGACAUAUAUAAGGAAGUAGCAUAGGACCUCAACCUUUAACUUAACAUUGAAUGCCAAACAUAACGCAGUACCUAGGUACUUACCAGCAAUAGAUAAACUUGUCCAACUACAUCAUUUUUUUCUCUCACAAGUUUUCAUCUUCGGAACGUAGUAUUUAAUUCAGAACAAGGUUGUGCUAUACAUUCAAAUGGGAAGCAAAAUGGAUGGUGACGAGGAAGUUCUGUAUUUCGCCUACGGUUCCAACCUAUCAUCAACGCAGAUGCAAGAACGCUGCCCAUGGUCCUCACCCAUCGGCUUAGGGUAUCUACCCGGUUGGACAUGGCUCAUCAAUGAGAGGGGUUACGCCAAUGUUGUGCAACAAGACCCAGAACCACAUUUACCCCCACCUACGCCUACAUCUUUGGUAUCGUUAUCACCAUUAACUCUCCCAGAGGGUGCACAGACGGUGGAAAAUAAGGAAACCGAAGGUCUCUACGGUGUGUUGUUCAGCUUAGACCCAGUUGACCAAGCUCCGCUCGACAUGUGCGAAGGGGUUCCAUGGGCCUACGAAAAACGAAAUCUUGACGUUACCCUACUCCCCAAGCAAAACACCAAGUUCGCGACGAAACUUGAGCCGAAGACCGUCCGGGCCCUAGUAUACAUCGACUUUAAGAGAGUUACGCCGGGGAAACCCAAGGACGAGUACAUCGACCGCAUCAAUCGUGGCGUUGAGGAAGCAACAAUAAAGUGGAACUUUCCGAAAUCUUAUGUAGAUGUCAUCAUUCGACCAUUUAUCCCUGAGAAGAGAAAAGAAACCUGAUGUUAGGCAAAACUUGGAACUGGACCUGAUGGGAAAUUAUUCCGGAAUGGAAUGACAUAGCGUUGCUUUGAACAAAUGAGUAUCUUCUAAUUUCACCUAUGUACACCCAAAACACCUAUCACAUGCAAUUUGCUUGUCUUGGGCUGACAAGUCCCGGUAGUCUAUGAACACCAUAGUUCCCUUUCCAUCGCGCGCUUUAUCCUGAAUUAGGGCAUAUGCCUUCCGAACCAAUGCAAAAUACAAUCAUGAUUUCUUUACAAAAUAAAUUCCCAGAUGCCGCGGAGCAUCGGGUUUGAGCUCCAUGAAUUAACCUAAUACCAUAACCAUAACAUUCGCUUCAACAGUCGUGCCAGUAAGUAUAUUUACAUGCCGUAAUAUUAACAGCUUAGAGUGUGUAGUAAAAGUCUGGGUGGUGAUCACCAAGCUCUUCUAUGCUCUUCUUCCUUAGUUCAUUGGCUUCAUCUGAAAACUGAUUCGCACGCUUCUUGUUGUUCAAAAAGCCGAGAUACCACCUGAGACCUAACGACGAAAGGAACAUCAUGAUGGACAUAGCAAGAGCUACACCGUUACCGAUGCUAUCUGUAAGGGGAAGAUUGGUAAGUAAAGUAGUCCACAAAAUAAGAGGUUAAUUUCGUUGGAUAUUACUCACAGUAAGGGGGGUCUUGGUAGGCC